CCCUAACUAAGUUUUAGGAAUAUCUCAAUCUUUAUUUUUCAAUCUCCUAUAUAUCUGCAAUAACCAGAAAAAAAGCCUACUUUUCUCCCGAAAUAAAAAGAAAAAAGAAAAGAAGAAGAAGAAGAAGAAGAAAAAUAUGACUGCAAACAAGAAUGAAUAUGACAAAUCUGAAGGCCAGUGGACAACAAAUCUCUUCGAUUGUUGGGAUGAUAGUUCUCUUUGUGUGAAGACUUGCUUUUGUCCAUGUGUUACCACAGGAGAGGUUGUUGAGAUACUUGAUCAAGGGGCUACAUCUAAAGGAGAUGCUUGUCUUCUUGCUUAUGCUAUGGGUUCCAUUCACUGUGGAUGGAUUUAUGGAAGAAAAUAUCGAAGAAAAUUGAGAGAACUUUUCAAAUUACCAGAGACUCCAUACUCGGACACUUUGAUUAGUUGCUGCUGCUGCGUUUGUGGUAUUUGUCAAGAGUACAGGGAACUUCAAAAUCGCGGCGUCGAUCCAUCCCUAGGAUGGGAAGGUAAUGUGGAGAAAUGGAAACGAGAAGGAGUAACUGUGCCACCAAUUCCUACAUUUACCAUGGGUCGUUAGGCUCUUUUAUCUGGAGUGCAGUGUGCUUGUUUGUGCUAUGAGUUUUCGUUUUCUUUCUUUGAUAUAUACCUUCCAAUUGGAGCAAAUGUAGAAUGGUGUUGUUGCUACAAUAUUUGCUUGAUUGUAUUUGGUAGGUGUAGUGACGGAGCCAUAAUUCUCGCUAAGGGGCGUCCAAAUAUAAAAAAGUAAAAACACGAUGAAAUCAAUUGACACUCAUUGAACAAGGGUGCUUCCGCAACUGAUAGUGUGUACUGUUUAACUAUGUAAUUAUUACAUUAAUUAAUAAAUUUGUUUGUUGAAUGAUGA
Molecule: messenger RNA, 889 nt
Organism: Nicotiana tabacum (common tobacco)
Lineage: Eukaryota; Viridiplantae; Streptophyta; Magnoliopsida; Solanales; Solanaceae
Product: protein PLANT CADMIUM RESISTANCE 9-like
Source: RefSeq, a predicted model, not a curated record